Molecule: messenger RNA, 1547 nt
Organism: Anoplophora glabripennis (Asian longhorned beetle)
Lineage: Eukaryota; Metazoa; Arthropoda; Insecta; Coleoptera; Cerambycidae
Product: myrosinase 1-like
Exons: 9
Coding region: 1-1482 (493 amino acids)
Biological process (GO): carbohydrate metabolic process
Molecular function (GO): beta-glucosidase activity
Source: RefSeq, a predicted model, not a curated record
AUGAAUUUGAAAGUUUUGGUAUUGUGUUCCAUUUUAAUUGCCAGCAGUUUAUCUGAUGAUGGCUCUAAAGCGUUUCCGGAUAAUUUCAUGUUUGGUGUAGCUAGUAGUUCGCAUCAAAUAGAAGGAGCUUGGAACGAAGACGGAAAGGGAGAAAAUAUUUGGGAUUAUCUCACCCACACCAAACCGGAAUUAGUGGAGGGAGGUGCUACUGCUGACAUCACGUGCGAUUCCUAUCACAAAUAUAAGGAAGAUGUAGCGUUACUAAAAGAUCUGGGUGUUGAUCACUACCGAUUCUCCUUGUCCUGGUCAAGGAUUUUAACUAACGGCAGCAUUGGCAGUGUUAAUGAGGCCGGGCUCAAUUAUUAUAAAAACCUCAUCAAGGAACUAAAAGAUAAUGGUAUAGAACCUUUUGUAACUCUGUACCACUGGGAUCUUCCGGAAAUAUUACAAAAACAAGGAGGAUGGAUCGACAUGUUCAUUAUAGACACAUUUCUGGACUACGCAAGGCUCUGUUUCGAAACAUUUGGAGAUGAUGUAAAAUAUUGGUUGACCUUUAGCGAACCUAAACAAACUUGCUUGUCAGGAUAUGGAUACGGUACAAUGGCACCAUCAGUUUCGAAAACUGGCGAACUUGACUACAAAUGCACGCACAACCUCCUGAAGGCUCAUGCUAAAGUUUGGCAUCUCUAUGAUGAAGAGUUUAGGUCUACACAGAAUGGAAAAAUUUCUAUAGCCUUAGACAGUAAUUGGUAUGAACCUGAAGAUGACACCUCCCAGAAUACGGUCUCCGCUGAAACUAAACGGCAAUUUUCGUUUGGCUGGUACGCAAAUCCUUUAUUCAUUGGCGAUUAUCCAGAAGUAAUGAAGACUCGCAUAGGGUAUCGAAGUAUGCAUGAAGGUCGUCGUGUAUCUCGUCUUCCUGUGUUUACAGACGAAGAAAUAGAGUACAUUAAGGGCACUUGUGACUUCCUGGGCUUGAAUACUUACACGUCCUCUAUUAUUAAAUACGAGAAAGAACAAGAAAUAAGGAUUCCUUGGUACGAUUGGGAUGUUGGAGUGAAAGAGCACUUUGCAUCCGAAUGGCCAAGUUCCGCAUCUUCCUGGCUGAAGGUCACACCGUGGGGAAUAAAAAAGCUAUUAAAUUGGAUUAAAGACACAUAUAACAGUCCAGAUAUUUUCAUCACAGCGAAUGGAGUGUCAGAUGAUGGGUCAUCUUUGAAUGAUGAAAUCAGGAUCAACUAUUACAGGGAUUAUCUAAGCAAUAUUAGUAGUGCAAUGGAAGAUGGAGUCAAUGUAAUCGGCUACACAGCUUGGAGUUUAAUGGAUAGUUUCGAGUGGACCAGUGGGUACUCAGAAAAAUUUGGUUUUUAUUCUGUCGAUUUUGAAAGUGAAAAUCGUACAAGAACGGCAAAAAGUUCCGUUGAGUAUUUCAAGAAAGUUGUUUUAACUCACUGUUUGGUGGAUUCAUGUGAAGAAGAUUAAGCUGUUAAUAUUAUAACGACAAGAAUAUUAUACUGUGCAUCGUAGUUCAUUUUUAAAUAUUGUAU